AUGUCUGCCGUCAAUCGUAGCGUGCGAACCGUCAGCAAGCAAUUGCGAAGUGCCCGCCUCACCACCGCCCCUCUGGCCAGCGCUGUCGCUCGCUCGAGUGCUUCGGCAUCCUUCGGCCUUGCACCUCGCUCGACUCUCCCCUCCUCCCACAGCAACUUUUCCACCUCUGCCGCGAGAGCAUCUGGUGCGCCCGUCAUGUCUGGCCCACGAGAGUACGAUCCCGAGAUCAAGGACAUUGCCGACUACGUCGCCAACAAGCCAAUUGACUCGGACCUCGCUUACGACACUGCGCGAUGGAUCCUCCUCGACACAAUCGGCUGCGGUCUUGAGGGCCUGAGGUUCAAGGAAUGCAGCAAGCUGCUUGGACCCAUUGUCCCCGGCACCAAGGUCCCCAACGGCACAAAGGUGCCCGGCACUGACUUUGAGCUCGACCCCGUCAAUGGUGCCUUCAACAUUGGCGCCAUGAUCCGAUGGCUCGACUUCAACGACUGCUGGCUGGCUGCCGAGUGGGGUCACCCCUCGGACAACCUGGGUGCCAUCCUCGCCGUGGCGGACUGGAUCAACCGCACCAACAAGGCUGGCGGCAACCUCGCCAACGGCAAGGUCUUCACCGUCAAGGAUGUCCUCGAGGCCAUGAUCAAGGCCCAUGAGAUCCAGGGCUGCUUGGCCCUGCUCAACUCCUACAACAAGGUCGGUCUCGACCACGUUGUCCUGGUCAAGGUCGCCUCCACAGCCGUCGUCGCCAAGAUGCUCGGCCUCAGCGAGCAGGGCAUCGCCGACGCUGUCAGCCAGGCCUGGGUUGACGGCCAGUCUCUGCGUACCUACCGCCACACCCCCAACACCAUGUCCCGCAAGUCAUGGGCUGCUGGUGAUGCUUGCCAGCGUGCCGUCGGUCUGGCUCUCAAGGUCCUCAAGGGCGAGGGCGGUGUCCCCACCGUCCUGUCCGCCCCCGUCUGGGGUUUCUACGACGUCCUGUUCAAGGGCAAGAAGUUUGAGUUCCAGCGCCCCUACGGCAGCUACGUGAUGGAGAACGUCCUCUUCAAGGUCUCCUACCCUGCCGAGUUCCACUCGCAGACCGCCGUCGAGGCUUCCGAGCGCAUCCACCACCAGCUCAAGGCCAUGGGCAAGUCGGCCGCGGACAUCAAGGCCAUCACCUGCCGCACGCACGAGGCCUGCAUCCGCAUCAUCGACAAGCAGUUCAAGCCCAUGGACAACUUUGCCGACCGCGACCACUGCAUCCAGUACAUGUGCGCCACCAUGCUGGUCUUUGGCCGCCUCGAGGCCACUGACUACACUGACGGUGGUGAGGCCGCCACCUCGCCCCUGGUCGAGUCUCUGCGCCAGAAGAUUGCCUGCGUCGAGGAUCCCCAGUACACCCAGGACUACCACAACCCCGAGCUGCGCACCAUCUCCAACGCGCUCACCGUGGAGCUCAACGACGGCACCAUCCUGGAUGAGGUCGCUGUCGAGGCGCCUCUGGGCCACCGCCUGCGUCGCGACGAGGCCAAGCCUGUCAUUCUGGAGAAGUACAAGCGCCACCUCAAGCCUCACUUGAGCGAGUCGCGCGUCGACGAGUUGGUCAAGCUCAGCCAGGACUCUGGCAAGCUCGACAACAUGACCGUGGAUGAGUACGUUGACUUGUACGUUGUCAAGGACAGCAAGUUUGUUCAGUAGAUUGGACUAUAGAAUAAUACAGCGCUUCAAUAUGUCAUUUCGUACACCAAAUCAUUGUACGUACGUACGUAGCAUGCACGCCGAGACGGGCGCCGAGGAUCUGGACCUGGGCGGCUGCCGAGAGAACGCGUGGACGGUCUUCGGGAUUCAGUGGGGCAGCCGCAGCAGCCAAGGGUCGCAGUUAGUACGAACUGUAUAAGCUCACUGCCCCAAUGCUCCCCCCUCGACCGACAUUCAUCUUUCGUCGCCCGUGGUCA
Messenger RNA from Emericellopsis atlantica, 1931 nucleotides. RefSeq names its product MmgE/PrpD family-domain-containing protein. Gene Ontology annotation, molecular function: 2 iron, 2 sulfur cluster binding; 2-methylcitrate dehydratase activity. Lineage: Eukaryota; Fungi; Ascomycota; Sordariomycetes; Hypocreales; Bionectriaceae. The record is from RefSeq and is a predicted model, not a curated record. Gene Ontology annotation, cellular component: mitochondrion. Bases 1 to 1674 code for a protein of 557 amino acids. The transcript is spliced from 2 exons.